CAGUGGAGCCUGUGGGCUCUGUAGGGUUGGGUGUGGCACCAUAGGGCACACUGGGUAGCGUAGUGGUGUGUGCAGAGCGUGGGAUGCCACAGGGAGAGGGAGCGUUUGUGACAAAGGGGCUGUGGGAAAUCAGUGCUGCUAGGCCUGCAUGUGAGAGAUGAGUCCAUCUUGGUGCCUGUGCAUGAACAGGUGCCGUGCUUGCCUGGCCCCCGUUACAUCUUAACUUCCUCCCCUGGCUUCACGUGGCUGGUUGUGCCCUGUGUUGCCCUCUGAGAAGAGGCACAGAUUAACCGUGUGUAGCUAUGCCCGAACUUGGGACAACGUUUUUCUCUUGUCAUAUGUGGGAUCCAGAUUGUUCUGGGAUAGAUAAGCUGCCUGUGUUUCAUAAUUAUAAGUGUCUCUGAAAUGGGAGACUGCAGGGUUGCCGCAGCAAUUGCUUUUCCUGUCAUCUGAGUGGUGAAUGAGAGAUUGAGGGUGAGAGAGAGAGAGAGUGUAUCCCUGGAGGGGCAUGAACAUAGAAAGAAGGUGGAAUUUGGCCUGCGUCUGUCAGUUGUGUUUCAUGGAGCUGUUGAUAAAUCUCUUUGACCACCAGCUCUUCUUGGAAAUUGCAUGCUUUCCCUCCAGCCAAAUGCGCCUGUUGUUUUAAUAGACGCUGGCCCCUCUUCUGUCUUGAGGAUCCUGAUUCAAGAUUUUGGCCUCUGUGCUUAGUAAAGGCAAUGCAUUCAAUACUAGAGAGAGAGGUUCUCAUGUCAGCCUGCAUGGGCCCCUCUAGGCUAAUGCUGUGAUCCAUGGAACCCAUUUCCUGGUGGCUUGUGGAAUGAAAUGUUCUGAGAGCAAAGCAUGAAAUGAGGGGUGGGGACCUGGGUCUAUCAGAAGGCUGCGGUCUGCAGAAUACAGAAGUGAGAGAACCAUUUACUCCAGGGGGUUGGAGGAACAGUUUACUCAGCUGGAGGAACAGUUACCCUGACAUGAACCCUUUAUGGCAAGGGGGAUAGCUUGGAGUUAUGGGAGGAAGGAUGUGUGCGCUUUCCAAUAGCAGAAUGGGGUUAACAAAGCUGCUGUUGAGUAAGAGGCCGUGUAUGAGUCUUACAGCUAGCAGUGGAUGGGGAGGGUCAGUGAAGAACCUUGCUCUCCCAGUUCUGAAUGUUUCGAUCCCUGUUGAUUUCACCUAGCAGUCAGUCUGUUGCAGGGUGGUGAUUUCUGCUAAAAUCCCAUGAAUCCUCAUUUCUUAAAACUAAACUCAGGUGACAUUUCUCUUUCACCAGGGUUUAUUGAGACUGAGUGGGGAGAAAAGCCUUGAUGAAGAACCAAGGUGGGGAGAACAAAGCUGCUCUGCUGCCUGCUAGUCCUCCCAAAAUGAACAGCAAUCUGGUGCUAGAGGAAGGAGACUUAGCCGAGGCUGCAGCACCCCCUGAAGCUGGGGACUCCCCAAGCCAGUCCAGGACAUGCAACUCUGAGCCUUCUGCUGCUGGCAAUGCUGAGAGCCUGACCAGUGAGGAGCAGGAUAAGAAUGAGGCUUCUCGUGUGGAGGAGGAGAUAAAAUCCUCCCAGCCUGCCAUGUGUGAUGUCUCUGAAGAGCUGAGCAGGCAGCUGGAGGACAUCUUGAACACAUACUGUGUGGAUGCCAGCCAGGAAGGUCCAGGAGAUGAUGGUGGGCAGAGCGAGCCCGCGGAGCCAGACGAAGCAGACAAGUGCCGGAGCGAAUCCCCCAGGAACGGCGAGCAGGAGCCAGGCUGCCCUGAGAUGAAUGGAGAAAAGGAGGGCUCCAAGGGGACCGAGGAGUUCCGAGCCAAUGACGAGUGUGGGGACCGUGAUCAGAAACGGGCCCAGGAGAAGAAGAAAGCCAAGGGUCUCGGCAAGGAGAUCACUUUGCUGAUGCAGACGCUGAACACGCUGAGCACCCCAGAGGAGAAGCUGGCAGCACUGUGCAAGAAAUACGCUGAGCUGCUGGAAGAGCACAGGAACUCCCAGAAGCAGAUGAAGAUCCUGCAGAAGAAGCAGACUCAGCUGGUGCAGGAGAAGGACCAUCUGAGGAGUGAACAUAGCAAGGCCAUCCUGGCCCGCAGCAAGCUGGAGAGCUUGUGCCGUGAGCUCCAGAGACACAACCGCACCCUCAAGGAGGAAGGCGUCCAGCGCGCACGGGAGGAGGAGGAGAAGCGGAAGGAAGUGACGUCCCAUUUCCAGGUGACGCUGAAUGACAUCCAGCUGCAGAUGGAGCAGCACAACGAGCGGAACUCCAAGCUGCGCCAGGAGAACAUGGAGCUGGCAGAGAGGCUGAAAAAACUCAUUGAGCAGUACGAGCUGCGGGAGGAGCAUAUCGAUAAGGUGUUCAAACACAAGGACUUGCAGCAGCAGCUGGUGGAUGCCAAGCUCCAGCAGGCCCAGGAGAUGCUGAAGGAGGCAGAGGAGAGACACCAGCGGGAGAAGGAUUUCCUGCUGAAAGAGGCCGUGGAGUCUCAGAGAAUGUGUGAGCUGAUGAAGCAGCAGGAGACACAUCUCAAGCAGCAGCUGGCCCUCUACACAGAGAAGUUUGAGGAGUUUCAGAACACGCUUUCCAAAAGCAGUGAGGUGUUCACUACAUUCAAACAGGAGAUGGAAAAGAUGACAAAAAAGAUCAAGAAGCUGGAGAAAGAGACCACUGUGUAUCGGUCUCGCUGGGAAAGCAGCAACAAGGCUCUGCUGGAGAUGGCCGAGGAGAAAACCCUUCGGGACAAGGAGCUGGAAGGGCUUCAGGUGAAAAUCCAGCGCCUGGAGAAGCUGUGCCGAGCCCUGCAGACCGAGCGCAAUGACCUAAACAAGAAGGUGCAGGACCUGUGUGCCCAUACGCCCCAGGCCGAAGCAGACACGCUGGAAGCCCUAAAGGACCCAUCUCGAGACAGCUUUGGUGAGCCAGCACUAGGGGGCGCUGUAGCACAGCAGUGCCCCAGGGAGGAUUGUCUUCGCUCAGCAAAGCCGAUGCACUGCACAGAACCUGCGGAGAACCCCGGAGAACUGAGCAUAGGAGCUUUGGGUUAGGCUGGGACUGAGGAAUGCUCUCGCUGUGCUGACUAAGCCCUUGGAUCAGCAGGUGGAGAUAGGGGAAGGGAUGGUAACAUAUGAAUGGUUCCACAGACUGAUCUAAUGUCCUUUCCUUAGUCCCGGGACUGGGGGCUUUGAGAUUUUCCAGUUUAGGCUUUUGGAGAUUUUUUUUUUAAUAUAUACAUAUAUAUGAUAUAUAAAACGAUGUGCAGGGCAACAUACACUUUUAUAUAUGAAUAUAUAUAAACUAGAUUGACCCACUUCCCUGCGUGUGCGUGGAUAUCUAAUACACGGAUUUUCAACUGAUUGGCCCUUUUGCUAAAAGACCUUGUUAGUGGUGGGCUGUGAUGCCCUUUUAAAAGCUAGUGCAGCCCAGGGGGCCAGAUGGGUGAACCGUCUCCAGUCCCUCCCGCCAGCUCAUAGCAUCCAAACAACUGGAAAUGUCACGAGCGCGGUCUGCAGCCGUUCUGCUUUCAACGUGACUUUAAACCAGAGAGUGGAAAUGGGGAGAAUUUGAAGCAUUUCUCAGCCUUGGAUUCUCCUUUUUCUCCUUCCUGGUUUAAAUCCGACCUGGCUGUAGGCAGACUGCUGGGGUGUGCUGGCUUAUUUUUUCCUGGUUAGCACUUUCUCUUUCCCUUAGAAGAAGGAGGGAAGAGGCUGUUUUUCUUUGUCAUACAGUCCAUGUAUUGUAUGGGAGCAAAAGGAAAUGGAGAAACAGUGGGGGUCUUGGACACAUCAGAAAGCCCCCUAGUGGCCGUCCCUCUGGGCCUUUGAUAUUUCCAGAACCUGCUGAUGUCUCAAUAGCCUUAUAAUUCACAGUUGCCUCUAUGCUAUACGCACACAUGCACAAGUGUAUUAAAGAGUUAAUCCAAAGGUCUACUUCCUACUUGUUUUGCACAUGAAUACCGUGAGGGGGUGAGGAGGUCCUCCAGGUUAUUGUCUAGAUUCCUUUCCCUGUGGAAGGGCCUCUGUGCUGCCCCACGGUAGGUGUUUACAAAGCAGUGGUUCCAUAAAGACAAAACCUCAGCUUUCUCCUUGGCUGAAUAGUUGGGCCCAUGAGCAAUGUGCUCUGGGCUGAGCCCCUGAGAAGGGAGCUAUGUCCACACGGAUAUUCUACUGGCUGGGACGUGCUGCUGCUCCAGUGCUCUGGCAGGCUCCUUUUGACUUUGUCAUAACAGCACCUCAUUCACAAGUACCCUUCCCCAGUAACAUACCCAUCUGACCGUCUUCCUGGCUGUCAGACUGACAGCUGCUCUGCAGGGAAAAAUUGCUGAGAGAAAUGGAUGCAUGCAAUCUCUCCCUUCAGCAGAGUGUGAGAGAAGCACACGAUUUGUCCAUCCAGUCAGGCCCAUGAGAUGGGGAAUCUGCUGCUUUAACAGGUCCUUAUGGGGGCAAAAUCCCACUGACUUCAGUUUGGGAGUCUUGCCUGAGCAAGGACUUCUGGGUUUGGCCCUCAGAUAACCAUUUCUCUAAACUCCUCCACUCAUGUAAAUCUCCCCAUUUUGGGGGGCAGUCCUCUGGUAGUUUUGAAGCAGGCCUCACUAAAACUUUAGUUCACGAUAUACUUUAUUUUCAGUACCAUCCUCCUUUGCUUAAAACCAAACAUGAUCUGCUCAAGUAAAUUUCAGUCACUCUCUGCUCUGUUAUCUUUCUUGGACUGGACCCGUUUGGUGGGGAACUUUAAUUUUUCUUCCCACUGUUUCUCUUCUGGCAACACUGCUUAGCAGCUUCUCUCUGGGCAGCUACACAGGGCCUUGUAAACCAUCCACAGUGCUGUUUUGGGGAUCAGCCAGCAGAAGGUGCUACUGUACACUCGUCCUGUCUCCACUUGAGUUCAAACAGUAUUGACAAUAUGACUUUUCCGGUUAAUGCAGUAAGUCUGUAGUGGAGACAGGACCUAACAAGCUGGAAUCUUUCUGGUCUUCACAGAGCAGGAGGUCUUAGCCUGCUGAUUAGCCUGGGUCUCUCCUUAAGUCAGUGAAACGUACUUCAUGGAGCUUGGCUUUGGUUUUGUCUUCUGGCCCCCUUGCUUGAAGUAUCACUACUGUCAGCUCAGGGAAGUCUCUCUCUGCCUCUCAAUGCAAACUGGGACUUACUGAGCAAGAGAAUGUAUUUAUGACCUGACGGGACCACGCCUCAUUUUUGGAAGGUUAGUUAAGGUGAAGGGCUGCAGCCUGUAUCCGGACUUUCCUCAGCUCCUGCUGUUUAGAAAUCCACACUCUUUUUGCGAUGGUACAGAUAACCUGUGUCUGGGAUCUGUUGUAUGUAUCUUCAUAUCCAAUAGAAAUGCACAUAAACUA
Terrapene triunguis (Three-toed box turtle) is the source of this 5318-nucleotide messenger RNA. RefSeq names its product taxilin alpha (gene TXLNA). The record is from RefSeq and is a predicted model, not a curated record. The transcript has 10 exons. Lineage: Eukaryota; Metazoa; Chordata; Testudines; Emydidae. The coding region runs from base 1300 to 3015 and encodes 571 amino acids. Gene Ontology annotation, molecular function: syntaxin binding.